This is a messenger RNA of Carya illinoinensis, 1090 nucleotides long. RefSeq names its product 40S ribosomal protein S3a-like. Gene Ontology annotation, molecular function: structural constituent of ribosome. The record is from RefSeq and is a predicted model, not a curated record. Gene Ontology annotation, biological process: translation. Gene Ontology annotation, cellular component: cytosol; ribosome. Bases 110 to 895 code for a protein of 261 amino acids. NCBI's taxonomy places the organism in Eukaryota, Viridiplantae, Streptophyta, Magnoliopsida, Fagales, Juglandaceae. The transcript has 7 exons.
UAUAUAAUUCUCACAUACAAGAUUAGGGUUUUGUGUCUCCGUGUUCGCUGCGAAGCCGUCGUCGCUUGCUCUUGCUCGCUUCCCCACUAAGCUCAUCCCCUCUCCUAAUAUGGCCGUCGGAAAGAAUAAGAGGAUUUCCAAGGGGAAGAAGGGAGGCAAGAAGAAGGCGGCCGAUCCAUUUGCGAAGAAGGAUUGGUACGAUAUCAAGGCACCUUCAGUGUUCGCAGUAAAAAAUGUGGGCAAAACCCUUGUUACUCGCACUCAGGGUACCAAGAUUGCUUCUGAAGGGCUCAAACAUAGAGUCUUUGAGGUAUCAAUGGCUGAUCUUCAGGAUGAUGAGGAUCAUGCAUACAGAAAGAUCAGAUUGAGAGCUGAGGAUGUUCAAGGGAAGAAUGUCCUGACCAAUUUCUGGGGAAUGGAUUUUACCACAGACAAGUUGAGGUCUUUGGUAAGGAAAUGGCAGACAAUGAUCGAGGCUCAUGUGGAUGUGAAAACUACUGACAAUUACAGUUUGAGGAUGUUCUGCAUUGGAUUUACUAAGAGGCGGCAAAACCAAGUUAAGAGGACAUGUUAUGCCCAGUCCAGCCAAAUUAGACAGAUCCGUCGUAAGAUGAGGGAGAUCAUGAUCAACCAGGCAUCGUCUUGUGAUCUAAAGGAGUUGGUUCGCAAAUUCAUCCCCGAGUCAAUUGGCAAAGAGAUCGAGAAGGCAACCUCAGGCAUCUAUCCUCUACAAAAUGUGUUUAUUCGAAAAGUCAAGAUCCUGAAGGCUCCAAAAUUUGAUCUUGGAAAAUUGAUGGAGGUUCACGGGGACUAUUCAGAUGAUGUCGGUGUCAAGGUGGAGAGGCCUGCUGAUGAGGCUAUGGUGGAGGUGCCUGCGGAACCAGUCGGAGCAUGAAUGUAGGAUUAUGAAGUUCCUUUUUAACUUUCAAUUUUUUCCUUUUUAGGCAUGAGAAUUGUGAUGCUCAGUUUUCAUCAGAAAUGGUUGUUUUAAGGUUUAUAUGAACGCAGUAAUGUCGAUAAGUAACAAUUUUGUUCUGUUCAAUCAAAGUGGACAUCUUGUUUUAAUGAGAAAUGCUUGUUUUAAGGUUUA